AUGUCGAAUUUGUCAAAGCUUGAGUUUGUAGCACUUGACAUUUCUGGAAAGAAUUACCUAUCAUGGGGUAAUGAGGCAUCAAGCCAAGACAAAGCGAAGGCCAUGAUUUUCCUUCGUCAUCAUUUGGAUGAAGGUGUGAAGGUUGAAUAUUUGACAGUGAAAGAUCCACUUGAAUUGUGGACUGGCCUGAAGGAAAGGUAUGAUCACCUUAAGGCUACGGUAUUGCCAAGGGCUCGAUAUGAGUGGAUGCACCUACGGUUGCAAGAUUUUAAGACCCAGCAAUACAGUGAAAGGGAUUUUAAAAAGUAUUCUGAAUUGAUCUCAUGCCUUCUGGUGGCUGAGCAACAUAAUACCCUUUUGCUGAAAAAUCAUGAAGCUCGUCCUACAGGGUCAGCUCCCCUUCCUGAAGCGAAUAUGGCAGCCAAACGUGAUAAGUCUGAAAAAAACACAGAAUAA
Molecule: messenger RNA, 456 nt
Organism: Nicotiana attenuata
Lineage: Eukaryota; Viridiplantae; Streptophyta; Magnoliopsida; Solanales; Solanaceae
Exons: 3
Coding region: 1-456 (151 amino acids)
Source: RefSeq, a predicted model, not a curated record